This is a messenger RNA of Melanaphis sacchari, 2883 nucleotides long. Its product is annotated as dopamine beta-hydroxylase-like. Gene Ontology annotation, molecular function: copper ion binding; dopamine beta-monooxygenase activity. Lineage: Eukaryota; Metazoa; Arthropoda; Insecta; Hemiptera; Aphididae. The transcript has 9 exons. The record is from RefSeq and is a predicted model, not a curated record. Gene Ontology annotation, biological process: octopamine biosynthetic process; dopamine catabolic process; norepinephrine biosynthetic process. Gene Ontology annotation, cellular component: secretory granule membrane. The coding region runs from base 99 to 1949 and encodes 616 amino acids.
UCACGUCGUCGUCUGCCGGUCGCGAGCGCGCCGCUUAUCGUCCAUCGCGCAUCAGUCGCACCGCCGACACGACGCAGAGCCGCAUAAGUACGCACGUCAUGACGAACGUUUCCAGCCAAACGUCCGUCAUGCAACAGCGGUCCGCUUCGCGGCAAUCACGGCGGUGGUGCCGCCGGUGGACGACCGUCCUGGCGGCCGUCGCGGUCGUCCUCCUGUCGGCCACGGGUUGUGGCCACGCCGGGGCCGAGCGACGUCGCGUGUACACAGCGCCGCUGGACGAUACGGGCCGGUCGGCCGUCUACUGGACGGUCGACUACGGAUCGCGUACCGUCAAGUUCGAAGCGCACUUCGCGACCGGCGGCAGCCCGUUCGAUUGGUUUGCGGUGGGUUUCUCCGACCGGGGCAACCACUCUGGGGCCGAUUUCUGCGUCAUGUGGGUCGACUGGAAAGGCGCCACCGGCAUGUUGGAUACGUGGACCGACAAUUCUGGAAGAAUUUCUGUAGAUGAGCGACAGGAUUGUGAAGAUUUUGAUGUGGCACGAUUUCACGGAGGUGGGAUUGCUUUGACAUUUACUCGAAAAUUUGAUACAUGUGAUGACGACCGCGAUUAUUUAAUUCAAGAUGGUACUACUCACAUCGUGUGGAUGGUGGGUGGUGGUCCAUUAUUUUCAGUAGAAGGACUGUUGGUGUCGCAGGCCAGAGCGAAGGGUAUGCAAAGAGUCCAGUUGUUAAAACCAGAAACACCACCAGUCCGAUUGCCGGAUAAAGUAUCCAAAAUAGAUGUGUUAGUAUCCAAGGUAAAUGUUCCCGCGGAUGAGACGACGUAUUGGUGUCACGUGAUGAAAAUGCCUUUGGAUUUAUCGUUCAAACAUCAUAUCGUUAGGUUUGAGUCGGUUAUUGAAGAAAGUAGUCGAGGCGUAGUGCAUCAUAUGGAGGUGUUCCAUUGCGAAUCCAGUGCUGACAGUCGGAUACCACUGUACAAUGGUCCUUGUUUUUCGGAUAAACGGCCAUACAAGACACAAGUGUGCAAAAAAGUGAUGGCUGCCUGGGCUAUGGGCGCAGCUCCUUUCGUGUAUCCCGAGGAGGCCGGACUACCCAUCGGAGGUCCUGAUUUCAAUAACUAUAUCAUGUUGGAAGUGCACUACAAUAAUCCCGGGUUAAGAAAAGGUAUGGUAGACAGUUCUGGCAUACGGUUGUACAUUACUCCGGAUGUGAGAAAAUACGACGCAGGAGUGAUCGAAUUGGGCUUAGAGUAUACAGACAAAAUGGCCAUACCGCCUAAACAAGAGGAUUUCACGUUGAGUGGCUAUUGUAUUGCUGAAUGCACGGCUGUGAGUAUCCCUUCGGCUGGAAUUGAGAUCUUUGGUUCACAAUUGCACACUCACCUUACUGGCACUAAGAUCUACACAAAACAUGUACGCGACGGACAAGAAUUGCCGGAACUUAACAGGGACAAUCAUUACAGCACACAUUUCCAGGAAAUUCGUUUACUUAAUAAACCAGUGCGAGUGCUUCCUGGGGAUGCAUUAAUAACUACGUGCCAUUAUAACACUGAAAACAGACAAAAUAUUACACUCGGCGGUUUCAGCAUUACUGAUGAAAUGUGCGUCAACUACGUGUAUUACUAUCCCAAGAUAGAAUUAGAAGUUUGCAAGAGUUCAAUAAGUGAUCAGAACCUCAAAAGCUAUUUCAAAUUUCUGAACGAAUGGGAGCGACAGCGGACAUCGCCGGAGCAGGCUGUGAGUGUCAACUACAACGAGCCCGAGUGGACACCGAUGCGGAGUCGGGUGCUGCACCAGGUGUACGAAGAGAGUACGCUGUCCAUGCAAUGCAACAGGAGCACCGGCGAACGGUUCCCGGGCGACUGGGAGAACAGGCCGUCCACUAAAGUGCUGUAUACGCUGCCGCCGCCAGCCAGAAGCUGCAGUAGGGUGCUGCCAUCCUCGUGAUUUCGAUGUCCUGUACUCCUGUACUUGCACGUUAUAAUAUUAUAAUUAUUACAUAAGUAGAUACUUGAAAAAAACCCUCUCUAUGGGCCGUACCCUCCGAGUCGUUGACGUCCUCAAACGAUUGGACGGUCCAUUCAACGCGAUCCAUUAAGUGGCUACUAACCGAAUCAUUUUUAUCGUCCAAAGCGUUUAAUAGUAUAUACGAAGAAAGUCUAAAAAAGUGUUCUGCUCUCAACUAUAAUAAUUAAAAAUACGUAGACUGGCUGUCGUUAUAGAUAUUUAAAUGCAUAGAAAACGAAUAUUGAAACGUUAGUUUUUGUUUGCUUGUAAGAAUGCAGUGUCAUAAAUAAAAACGAAGACUCGAUAAUAAUAUUAAAUGAAAACAUUUUUAGAUUCGAAAUCAUGAAAAACGACAAAGAAAAUUAUAGUGUCUCUGGGUAUUACAAAUGAAUUAUCUCAUAUGAUAUUAUAUACCUGCAUAGUGCAUUCAUUUCAUAUAACUUGAUGUUUAUUAUAAUAUUAUGUUGUUACUGUUAACUAUCUUUUAACACCUGCGAUGUCUUUUACAAUAUAAACCAUAUUAUUAUUAUUAUUACAUUGUACAAGGUAUCAGGUAAGCACUUCGUUAAAUUCAUCACCCUCUUUUGCGUUUACAAUGGACUUCUUCAAGGAUUUUUUUAUAUAUUUUAUAGAUGUGCGUCCCUGCGUAUUAUACCUAUUAUAUAAUUAUGUUACUUAAUUUUUAUUCACUAUUACAUUAUAUGAUUAUUUGGUAAAUGAAGAAAACAUGAAAAAUUAUUCUGAUACCUAAGCGUAGAAAACAUUAUAACAAUUCUAUUUUUCACACUAUCAUUACUUGUAAUACUAUUUUAUUUUUUGUCAGUUUGAAAAUUCUAGAAAAUUAAAAUUCUAUUCUUUGCCUUACAUUUUUUUU